ACCAACUGCUCCUCCGUACUCUGCUCCUACAGGCCCAGCUGCUUGGCUGUGCGACCUGCAGUGACUGGCAGACCCGUAGCUAAGACGCCAGGAUUUCCUGGAAGCAGAGAAAUGCUGUGUUCUCAUUUCACCCAAGACCUUUGGCUAGAUCAGAACAUAAAAAAUUCAUUUCAAAAAGUGAUGCUGAGAAGAUAUGGGAAAUGUAGACAUGAGAAUUUACAAAUAAGAAAAGGCUGUAAAAGUUUGAAUGCAUCUAAGGUGCAGGAAGGAAGUUAUAAUGGACUUAACCAAUGUUUGUUGAUUACUCAGAGCAAAAUACUUCAAUGUAAUACAUGUGUGAAAGUCUUUAGGAAAUUUUCAAAUUCAAAUAGACUUAGGAGAAGACAUACUGGAAAGAAACCUUUCAAGUGUAAAGAAUGUGGCCAGUUCUUUCACAGGUUCUCACACCUAAGACAACAUCAGAUAAUUCAUACUGAAGAGAAACCCUACCAAAGUGAAGAAUGUGGCAAAGAUUUUAAGCAGUCUUCAGGUCUUACUAUACAUGAGAGAAUUCAUACUAAAGAGAGACCCUACAAGAGUGAAGAAUGUGACAAAACCUUUAAGCAAUCUUCAAAACUGAAUAAACAUAAGAAAAUUUAUACUGGAGAUACAACCUACAAAUGUGAAGAAUGUGGCAAAGUCUUUUCCUUUUCCUCAACCCUUACUCAACAUAACAUAGUUCAUACUGAAGACAAACCCUACAAAUGUGAAGAAUGUGGCAAAGCCUUUAAACAAUCCUCAAAACUGAAUGAACUUAAGAGAAAUCAUACUGGAGAGAAACCCUACAAAUGUGAAGCAUGUAGCAAAGCUUUUUAA
This is a messenger RNA of Nomascus leucogenys (northern white-cheeked gibbon), 855 nucleotides long. RefSeq lists its product as uncharacterized. Gene Ontology annotation, molecular function: RNA polymerase II cis-regulatory region sequence-specific DNA binding; DNA-binding transcription factor activity, RNA polymerase II-specific. NCBI's taxonomy places the organism in Eukaryota, Metazoa, Chordata, Mammalia, Primates, Hylobatidae. The record is from RefSeq and is a predicted model, not a curated record. Gene Ontology annotation, biological process: regulation of transcription by RNA polymerase II.